UUGAGAGAUCCAUGGGGUCACCGUGGGCACUAAACCAGGUAGGGAAUGGAGAGAAUCUGAACCUGGAACUUUCAUGAUCGGAUCAAACCAUCUCUUCAAAUACUUUUCUCAUGUUGAUGUGUGCUACUAUCAUUCUGACUGGCAUAGCAUUCGUGUCAAAGGUCAAUUCCCACAUCAUGCCCCAUCACAUCUUGAAGUACUCACUUUUCAAACCUUUGAACCAACAGAGGUCAAAAUAUGCCUCUAUCAGCCCUCAUACCGAGGCUGUAGGGAAGAGAGUUAUAAGAAGGUGGAUAUAUUGCUGCUACUGGUACGGUAUGAUGACAGAGGAGGAUCACUGGAUAAACUUGAAGGAUCACUACCAUUCCCUUUAGAAUGUAUUGCCACUAGCAAACAUAACAUGACCUCAGUGGUCACCUGUUCUGCAAUUCUUAAUCCAGGAAGGUAUUCUGUUAUACCAUUGAGUUUUAAGAAUUGGCAUGCAACUUUGUCACACGAGAGUCCUGUCCCAUAUGUCAUAGGAUUGUUUUCUGCUAAAGUGAUUGAAUGGGUUGAGCGUGCACCCACUAAACCAGGGUAUCUGUCUGAAUCACUGUUCCUGUUGGCAAGGAAGGAAGGGACACUCAGAAGUUUUAAUCAUCACUUAAAGUUGUACGAUGUUCAUAUUUCUCGUUCCCUUUGGUUUGUUGUGAUUGAGAAUCAUGACAAGUUCUACCACUACAGAAUAUCCAUAGACUUUACUGGCACAAUCAAUCUCAAACUAUCAAGAAAUGGUCUUCAGAUAGAUGACUACAUACCACCUCAGCAUAGGCAAGUUUUGGUGGUCAUUUUUCCCGAAGAUGAGCAAAAUGUGAUUCACAGGUAUCAGUAUAGCAUCAAGUCUCAGCCAUGUAUGCACAAUCCUAAUGGAGAGUGGGGAUCAUUCAUGAGCCCUUCACCGACUGAUGCUAACAGAGAGCUGCAUUCACCUAGACAUCUUGUGUAGUUUAACUGUUAUAAAAAGAAGCAGUACCACUAUUUUAUGAUUUUAUUGCAUAAAGAUUCUAUCUGAUUAAUUUUGAUAUGUGAAACUUAUUUUUGAUUGUUAAAGUUCUCAUUCACUAUA
Amphimedon queenslandica is the source of this 1105-nucleotide messenger RNA. RefSeq names its product calpain-15-like. Bases 74 to 985 code for a protein of 303 amino acids. The record is from RefSeq and is a predicted model, not a curated record. NCBI's taxonomy places the organism in Eukaryota, Metazoa, Porifera, Demospongiae, Haplosclerida, Niphatidae. The transcript has 6 exons.